Psylliodes chrysocephalus is the source of this 2171-nucleotide messenger RNA. The record is from the annotation of a GenBank genome assembly. NCBI's taxonomy places the organism in Eukaryota, Metazoa, Arthropoda, Insecta, Coleoptera, Chrysomelidae.
UUCUGAUUUCUUCAUAAAUAAAAUCACUCAUCUCGAAUUCUUUAUAAUAACCUUUGACUAUAGCUAGUCUUAUCUACGAAGUGAACAACAACAAUGAAAAUUAAUAGGCACCUGUCUUUUUAUCGGCCCAGUUCAAUAGUGUUAUCCAAAAAAGAAGUUUCAUAGGUUUCAUAUAGUGCAAGUCAGCAUCGACAACAAACAAGAUAAUUUUCAAUAGAUAAAUAAAAGGACAUAGGACAAUAUGAAAAUAAUUAAGAUGAAGAAAUAUUACUAUUCGUUGAUAUGUUUUGCAAGCCUUUUUUCUUCGGGCGUUUCACACAUUACAGAUAAAGAAUAUGGUCUAAUGCCAGAAGUUUUUAAGGUCGAUAACUAUGAUACUUGUAUGUUAUUGGAAGAAAAAGCUUUUUAUUGUGAAAUAAAUGUUAAACUUGCUCCAAUCAAUCCUGAAAAUCCACCGAAACUUUGGAAAAUAAUUAAGGAAUACAGUUCAUCUGAACUGCAUUACCGGCAUGAUAAACUUCGCCGACAUAUUUGUGUACCGACAACUUGUCCAAAUGUGAAAACUUACAACAAAACACAUCCUGAUCUCAUCAAAGAAUUAACUCAGUGUUAUAACGAUAAAUACAGAGAUCAAGAACUUACGGGCACCGUUGAAAUAGUGGACUGUAAAACAGCUGGUCCAAUUUAUAAAAUAGAUACAGUAGAUUGGAGUGUUGCCAUAGCGUUUCUCUCAUAUCUUGGAUUGGUUCUAGUUCUCACCGCUUUAGAUUAUUUUAAAAGUUCUGAUGCAGAAAGUUACAAAGUUUUUAAAGAGAGCAAAAGAGGAAAAUUACUUGUGGCAUUUUCAAUUAUUAAUAAUUGGAAAAAAUUACGAUCCAUUCCUUCAGGACCAGAUUUCGAACGAUUAAAGCCUGUUCAAGGUUUAAGGGUAUACAUGUCAAUAAUGGUGGUAAUAGUACACGCAAUUCUAGCCCAAGUUGCAAUACCAGUUUCAAACCCAAAAUUUCUCGAAGAUAUGAACGAUUCUCCUGAUCUCUUAAGCAAUUUUCCAAAACGAGCCGUAUUCAUAUUAUCUUUCCAUUUUAUGAUGUCUUCGUGGAUGUUAAUAACUUCUUUAUUGGUAAAGCAUGAUAGGAAUGAAAUUAUUGAUUUAAAAUUCAUCAUCAAAUCGAUUAUAAAAAGAUACGUAAGGUUUAUCUUGACAAUUGCAGUAGUAGUUGGGUUUUAUGCAACCUGGUUGAGGCAUAUUCCCUAUGGACCUUUCUUUAGUGUAUGCGAAGAGAGCGAUAAAUGUAGAAAAAAUUGGUGGGCCAAUUUUCUCUUCAUACAAAACCACUAUGAUCGAUAUUAUAUGUGCCAUAUUAUUACUUGGUAUUUGUCUGUGGACAUGCAAUAUUACAUUAUCGGAUUAUUUCUAUUUAUGAUAAUUUUAAGAAAAAAAAUCAACAUCCCAGUUACCGUUUGUUUCCUGCUAAUAAUCAACUUUAUUUUUGCGUUUUGGGACCAUUGGAGGCAUGGCUAUUCAUCGGCCUUAAGUGGAGAACCAGAAGAAAUAUACAAAGUGGUGUUUAAUAAAAAGGCUCAAUGGCACGACCACUUUGCUAGCUAUCAUGGUAACGCAGCUGGAUAUAUAGUGGGGAUUGGAUUUGGAUAUGUAUAUCAUAAAAAUAAAGAUCAAAAGAUUUUCAUAGGCUUGAAGAAGAAGCUAGCCUGGACUAUUUUGUCUGUAUGCUUACUAGGAGCAACAAUAGUUGUCCCACAAAUAAUAGAUGUUGAUGCAACAAAUACAUUAUCAGCUCUGUGGGUAGCACUAACAAGGCCAUUGUUUUCAUUGGGAAUGGGCAUUUUUGUUUUAGGUUUAUCAGAAGGUCUAGGAGGUUGGGUAAAAGAUUGUUUGAGCUGGUCCCCUCUGUAUGUUCUUGGGAAAUUAUCUUAUUGUGUUUAUCUCUGCCAUACAGUAUUUCAAACUCUCAGAAUUGGUUUUAUGAGAUCUCCAGGAUAUAUCAGCUAUUAUACUAUGCUUGAUACUUCUGCCUCUGAUGUGUUACUGGCUUUCGUAGGAGCUCUGUUUUUGUCACUAUUUUUCGAAAUGCCUUCGAAUGAAUUGGCCAACAAUAUGUUCGGGACAAAGAAGAUAGAAAAGAAAAUUGAAAAGAAAACCAACUAAAAUA